Messenger RNA from Suillus subalutaceus, 1138 nucleotides. RefSeq lists its product as uncharacterized. NCBI's taxonomy places the organism in Eukaryota, Fungi, Basidiomycota, Agaricomycetes, Boletales, Suillaceae. The record is from RefSeq and is a predicted model, not a curated record. Bases 142 to 972 code for a protein of 276 amino acids. Gene Ontology annotation, molecular function: protein binding. The transcript has a single exon.
AAAAUGAUUUGCCCCUAUGAGGCACCCCACUAGUCUGAAUUGUAAUUUCCACCAUUGCUGUGCCGCCGGCUAGUAUAUAAACCUGCAUUCGCUCAAUGAGGCCUUGAGGACUGGAACUCUCUGUCUCUCUUUCUGACCUCCAUGAUGACACACUCACACAAUGACUUCUACGCUCCCGGCUCUGAUAUGCUUCUGCUCUCGAGCGACGAUGUCAAAUUCUGCGUCCACCGUUGCAUACUAGCGGCCGCCUCUCCAUUCUUUGAACAUAUGUUUGCAUUGCCCCAGCCCCCUGACGAUCCAAAAAACGAGGAACGUCGUCCCAUGAUCCCCGUGUCGGAGCCUAGCUCAAUCGUGCACACACUUCUGUGUUUCGUUUACCCCAUACCUCAUCCCACCAUUUCAUCACUCGACGAACUCAGCACUAUUCUCGGAGUCGCAGUCAAAUACGAUUUCCUUGGCGUCGUCUUCUCUCUUCGCAAGCAGCUUAUCUCCCCCGCAUAUUUGAGAGAUGAUCCAGUGCGAGUAUUCGCAAUCGCGAGUCGUUACGACUUUGAGGAUGAAGCUCAGGUUGCGUCCCGACACACGCUCUCCACCAACAUCCUUGACUGUCCAUUGUCGGAUGACUUCCGCUUCAUCACAGCCCACUCUUACCAUCGCCUCCUCGUCUUGCACAAGAAACGGUCGAAGGACGCCCAAGCGCUCCUGAAGAUUCCAGAAGACGUGAAGUGCCUACAGUGCUCAGGGCCUUAUUAUGGAGCGUUUGUACCGCCAAAGUGGUGGAAAGAGUUUGAAAGAAUGGCAAGAGCGGAACUGGAAACACGGGCAACCACAGACAUUAUCUUCAGCAUGCCAUUCUUUGCACGGGCCGCCGAUGCGUCAGGAUGCGCGCGAUGUGCGAGUAGCAUUCUGGACUCGCAUCAAUUUUUGUCAGAUCUCAAACGACAGAUCGACGAACUUCCUGCUACUAUAUGAUUAUUUCUUCUUCACGACUAUCACGACUAUCACGACACAAUCAUUGUCACAUAAUCUAGGACUUUUCAGGGACGUUCUUUACAUGCGCCAUUCUGCGUUAAUAUCCUUAAAACUUUACUCCCGCGACAUUGACUCGCCACUACUCUUUCUUAAACCAAUUUAUGUU